Messenger RNA from Emiliania huxleyi CCMP1516, 795 nucleotides. RefSeq lists its product as hypothetical. The transcript has a single exon. The coding region runs from base 93 to 617 and encodes 174 amino acids. Lineage: Eukaryota; Haptophyta; Isochrysidales; Noelaerhabdaceae. The record is from RefSeq and is a predicted model, not a curated record.
UUCCGCGCUGUCUCCCUUCCCCAGUAGCGCUGGUGUCUCCUUCUCGCUCGCCGACACUAGCUACCAGCCUACCACUGCCAUUCCCCAGGUAAAUGAGCUGCGCCGCCGCGCGACUAUCCUCCCUGCUCGUGCCGCACGGCGCCACCAUCGCUGUCGCCGAGUCGUCCGCCGGCGGCCUAAUCGCUGCCAAGCUGCUGUCUGUUGCCGGCGCCUCCAAGUUUUUCCGCGGCGGCGUGGUCUGCUACUCGGCGCACUCCAAGGAGGCGCUGCUUGCGCUGGCGACAAAGGCGCCGACGGCCACCGAGGCGCACGCGCUUGCGAUGGCGGCGGCAGCUCGGCGGCGGCUCGGGAGCGACUGGGGCCUCGGCGAGACGGGUGUGGCCGGGCCGGGAAAGAACUCGCGCGGUGCGGCUCCGGGCUGCUGUGCCAUCGCCGUCGCCGGCCCAGACGGCUUUGAGCGGACGGUGAUGCUGUGGCCCGACGACUCGCUCGGCGCAAACGACGCCUACGGGCAGCCGCCGCUGCUCAGCCGCGAGGAGCGGAUGAGCGUCUUUUGUGCGGCAGCCGUCGAUCUGGCGGUGCAGAGUGCGGCGGCCGUGUACGGGCGAGACGAGUAGUAGGAGAUGCGUCCCGCUGAUUUCCGCGUCUCCAGCUCCCAGGCUCCGCGGUCCUUUCCGCCAUUCCGCAUUCGUGUGGCACGCGCUUCGCAGCACUGGGCACUUGGUCUUGGUCUUGGACGUUGGAGGCACUCGCCACGUGUCCCUUUCUGUUUUUUUGUAGCCUUCAUUGUAGCGC